UUGCGGUACUGAGGUUUGAACUCAGGGCCUCACACUUGCUAGGCAGUCACUCUACCACUUGAGCCACUCCUCCAGCCUGGCAUGUUUUCUUAAGCUUUUGUUGUUAACUUUUGAGUAGGUAACAAAUUCAUGUUUCACAUAUAGUUUAUGUAUAUAUGUAAGCAAGUGUGUAUGCAUACAUACAUGAAUUUUUAAUCCCUUAGCAGUACUUCUUGUUCAAGAGAAGACCUGACAUACUAACUUGUAAAAAUGUUUUCUGUCUAAUGACUGUAUACUCUUUAAAGUCAGCCCCCAAAUUGUUUUGGGGGCUAGGGUUAUUUAUACCUACAAUAGAUCUGCAGUAAUGUCAAGUUUAAUCCUGAAUUACAUGGAAUAGUUUUUCAUGGAUUACCUCCUUGUGAAAAACAUUAGUCUUCAACUCUCUGUAAGUUGGGAAAAUACUCUUUGGAAUCCAGCAAGAAAUCAAGCAAAGAAGGGAAGGAAAAGAUAACAUCAGCUUUGCUGCCAUAAGACAAGUCCAGGAUGACUGAACACUGCCAGUUGACUGGAACCAUUAAAGGUCUGUGAAUGGCUUCAGCAGAAAACUUGGAAAUUUCUCCAUAAAGAUAUCACCAGGGAAGAAAAAAAAAGGCAUCAAUUCCUUUUUUUAUGCUGUCACCUUUUUGCUUUUUCAAAUGAUACCAUAGAUACUUGGAUUUCUAUCAUCCAGACUUAACCUGAGCAAGUUGCAUGGAACUAGCAAGCUCCUGAAGGAAGACCUUAACUGCACUUCCUUUCUAAACAGAAAAUGCCAUGACAUCCUUAAAUGUUUCUGAAGAAUGAAUGGAUUGUGAACUCUCACUGACUUGUGUCUUGUGCAAUGAGCUUCUCUAAAAGAACUGUGUUGGAUUCUGGAGGCUGCAGUCUUCCUCUGUUUUGAGGAAGUCGUGUGGAUCUGUGGCAGGACAGCCAUAGCUUGAACCAAGAUGAGUGGGGAACAGUCAAAUUGGAUCCUGGCACCUUUUGACUUCUAUUUACUGAAAGUUUUACACAUUGACUUAUUUAAGUUUUUAUCAUAGGAUAGCAAAAGCAUCAGGCUUACGGUUUCAUUGCUAAUGAGUGGUACUAUUUAGCUUGGCCUCAGGGACUAUUAUUUCCAUUACAUUGAUUUCUGCUUUGUAUGGCUUUCUGACAUACCUACUUCAUUAUGUUUGUUCUUUGUUUUGUUAGUUAAACUUCAUUUAAUUAUUUAGUUUUCAUUGUAGGGAAUCUGGUGUUGAGGGACUUGCCUAUAAGUGCUAAAAUCUUCUAACUCUUCUUCAUAUUACUAUAAGUAUAGUAUGUGGAAUCAUGAAUCUUUGUUCAUUGCUCAUAUGAGCUAUUGGAGUUUUCUUUGCUAUCAAGGUAGCAUAGGAAGGUUAAGACAAUUGUUUCAGUACAUUGCUGAGUGAGGGUUUUCAGAGCUCUCUCCAUAUCUAAUACAUAAUGGGUAAAAAUUCUAAAUAUUUAAUUCUUAAUAUAAAGAAUGGUUAAAUAAAUAUAUCAUUUAUAAUAAGAAUACAUAGACAGAUAAGGAGUGGGGAUAUAAAAGCAUCUGUCAUAGUAAGAGGAAAGACAGAUAGUCCUGUCCUCUCAGGAGAUUGCAGUUAGGCUUUGUACAUAAAGUUAUGAGCUGAGACUAGGGUUGUCUCCUGAAUUAAAGCUGAAAUAAAGGGCAGAUAGAAUGGCUCAAGUGCUAGAAUGCCAACCUAGUAAGCCCGAGGCUCCGAGUUCAAAUUCCAGUAUCACUUAAAAAAAAAAAGGAGGAUACUUACAAAAAAAAAAAAAGCUGAAAUAAAUUUGCCUGACUAUUAGAAAGUGUCAUUUGCUUGUGACCUGAAGAAAAAGUGAAGGUACCAAUUUGACAAUAGGAACAGGAGUCAGCACUAUAUUUUGAAUGGCAAGACCCCCAAAAUCCUAAUGUAAGACCUGGUUCAAGUAGUCUAGCUCAUACCAUACUGAUCAUUGUGGCUCCCUGCCAUUUCGUUCUGUCUCAUCACAUGUUAGGGCUCAGAAGCAGUGGAGCCAGGUGAACAUGUACUGAUACUACAUUUGAUCUUAGCCAAAAGGUGGAGAAGUUGACCAUGAACUGAAACCUCUGCGAUUGUGAGCUGAAAUAAAUUCUUUCUCCUUUAAGUUGUUAAUGUCAGGUAUUUUGUCAGAGCCACAGAAAGCUGACUAAUACAAAAAGUUAAAAGAUGGGAAUAACAGCCUUGAAAGAAGAACGGUAGAUUAACAUGAACAGUUGACUUAGUGAAAAAAUUAAAGCUUGAGAAUCUUGAAAAUGAAAACUUCAAUUAUUGAAGUUUUCAAAGCCCAAUAAUUUGGUAAAUAGUAACUAGAUGAUCUGAAGAACCUUUUUAAUAGAACAAUGGAAGUGAGACCAUAAAUGAGUCUAAUCACAAAAUGCAAGGCACAGGAAUACAGUUGGGAAACCAUGAGUGUCAUUGGCUCAGUAGGAAUUCUAGAAGGAGAUAUUAGAAGAGAAAGAUGUAAUAGAGAAUGCUGAGAUAUUCCCAUACUUGAAUGACAUGAAAAAGACACUCAAGAAAUUCAAGUAAAUCAACUGUAGUUUUAGUAAAAUUGUAAGAUGUUAAAGACAAAGAAGACAUUAAGAGCUAUGAAGAGAUUACCUCUGAAGAGUGAAAAUCCAACAAAUGCAGACAUCCCAGGAACAGUAGAUACUGAAAAUGACAAUAAAAAUGCUGAUGGAAAGCUAUUGUUGAAACAAUUCUCCAGCAAAAUGUCAUUCCAGACUGAAGCUGAAAGACAUUUUGGAUGUAUGGGAUCUAGUGUAUCAAUACCUUUGGGAGCUGGGGCUGGUGACUCAUGCCUAUAAUCCUAGCUUUUCAGGGGACAGAGAUCAGGAGGAUCACAGUUUGAAGCCAUCCAGACCCUAUCUCGAAAAACCCAUCACAAAAAAGGACUGGUGGAGUGGCUCAAGGUGUAGGCCCCAAGUUCAAGCCCUAGUGCCACAAAAAAAACAAAACAAAACAAACUUUGGAUGGGAAUAAUAGUAUCCAGCUGACAGUGGCUAACUUACAAAGGCAUUUUAUAACAUAAUAAAUAAGAGAUUCCUGAAGUGGGUGAUUGACUCAAUAAUGGUUUGGUAUAGGCAGUUCACAUAGUCUCAAGCUGGUUCCAUCAAUUUCAUGCAUCAUUCCUCACAUGUCAGUAACGAAACAAGAAGGGAAGUGACAAGUGAAAAUGCGCCUUCUCUUGUGCUUGUCUUACCUGGUAAGAAAAUCUUUCCCAGAAACUGUUCAGCAGAAUUCCAGUCAAAUACUGGCCAGAACUAGGUCAGAUGCUAGCUACUACUUCAGUCGCUUGCUUAGCCUAUCAUGAUUUAUCCCUUGGUACCAAGUGCAUCGCCAUCCUAACUCAGUUAUUUUAGCAGGGAAGAAAGGGCAGUCGUUGGGUUGUUCACACAUGCUCAGCUCUUGCCUUUCUAAUGUCAAAGUAUUUGAUACCAUGUUUAAGCAUCAUUAUAUUAGUUUUGUAAACAAGGGAUUGUGAUGGCACUUUCUAUGUGGUCUGCAUAGACUUUUUAAACUUUUAUGUUACUUUGACAUUGGGUAUAAUUCUUGAGCAUCUUUGGCAGCUAGAGUGUUCUGCUAGUUUGUGUCACUAGUCUAUUAAGUGUAACUGUUACUUUGAUUUUUUUUUUCACCAAGACAGUAUUUAGAACAGGUGUGCUUGGGAAAAUAUGAAAGACAAUUUGCAAAUUAUUUCACUGAGAACUGCUUAGAAUUCUAAUGAAAAGUCUUUGUAAUAUUCUGAUGCUAUUUCAUUUGCUCUUCAUAAAUGUCUUGGGGGGACAGUAUUGGGAUUUGAAUCCAGGACCUUGUGCUUGCUGGCUGUACACUUGAGCCAUGUCCCCAGCCCUCUUCAUAGUUGUUUCAUAAGGUUGUUUGCACUUUUAUUAUUUGUUUUUUGAAAAACUGGGGAUUGAACCCAGAGCCUCAGCAUGUUAGGCAAGCACUCUACCAUUUGAGCCAUGCCCUGCACUUUUGUCAUUUUACAGAUAAAAAAUUGAGACACAAGGAAGCUAAUAAUGUGUUGUUAAGUAAUAGAUAAUGUAGUGGAGAUAGGAUUCCAUUCUAGGUAUUUUUAUUCUAAUGUUUAUGUAGUCCCAAAAUUGAAUGGAGAUACACAUUUUUUAUUUAUUUUGAUAAAUAGGAAAGAUUAUAGAAGGCAAAAAAGAUUUAUAUAUGUACUGCUUAUCUGAUACUAGCAUUAAAGAAGCUUAGAUUUUAAUUCAUUUCCUUAACAUUUUAAGCAUUGUUGCAAGCAAGAGGAACAAGGACAGAAAGAGCUUGUGGUACUAGAGUAAAUGUAAGAAAACAAAUACUUCCAUAUUUUACCCCAAUGUAGUUGCGGAGAGAAGGUAAGCAUUGUAUUCAGACACCUGGGUUCAACUCCUGAGCUAACCUCUUAUUUAUCACUUAUGUAACCUUGGGCAAAUCAUGUUACCUUUCUGAACUUACUUACAUUUACUUGUAAAAUCACCUCUUCUCUGUUCUUUUUGUAACGGUGAGUUGAGAUGAAUUGAAGUUUCUAGUAGACAUCAGGCAUGCAAGCUAUUAUUAUUUCAUAAUAAUUCAUUCUUAAGUUUAGAUGUGGUUUUAAGGUAGCGUUUUUUUCCCCCAAAGCUGUCUCAGUUUUGCAAGUACACACACACACACACACACACACACACACACACACACUCACUUAGGGAUAUAAAUUAGAGUUGCUUGUGUUAUACUACUUCUUACCUCUUGGCUUGCUUUGCUUUGGGUGUGUAAAUGUUCUUUUUCCUUCCAUUGUAGGUCCUAUGGCAGUGUGUACAAAGCUAUUCAUAAAGAGACUGGUCAGGUUGUUGCUAUUAAACAGGUUCCAGUGGAAUCAGACCUGCAGGAGAUAAUCAAAGAAAUAUCGAUAAUGCAACAAUGUGACAGCCCUCAUGUAGUCAAAUAUUACGGCAGUUAUUUUAAGAACACGGACUUGUGGAUUGUUAUGGAGUACUGUGGGGCUGGUUCUGUAUCUGACAUCAUUCGAUUACGAAAUAAGACGUUAACAGAAGAUGAAAUAGCUACAAUAUUACAAUCAACUCUUAAGGGUCUGGAAUACCUUCAUUUUAUGAGAAAAAUACACCGAGAUAUCAAGGCAGGAAAUAUUUUGCUAAAUACAGAAGGACAUGCAAAACUUGCAGAUUUUGGAGUAGCAGGUCAACUUACAGAUACCAUGGCCAAGCGGAAUACAGUAAUAGGAACACCAUUUUGGAUGGCUCCUGAAGUGAUUCAGGAAAUUGGGUACAACUGUGUGGCAGAUAUCUGGUCUCUGGGCAUAACUGCCAUAGAGAUGGCUGAAGGAAAGCCACCAUAUGCUGAUAUCCAUCCAAUGAGGGCAAUCUUCAUGAUUCCUACAAACCCACCUCCCACAUUCCGCAAGCCAGAGCUGUGGUCAGAUAACUUCAUGGAUUUUGUGAAACAGUGUCUCGUGAAGAGCCCUGAGCAGAGAGCCACAGCCACUCAGCUCCUACAGCACCCGUUUGUCAAGAGUGCCAAAGGAGUGUCAAUACUGCGGGACUUAAUUAAUGAAGCCAUGGAUGUGAAACUGAAACGCCAGGAAGCCCAGCAGCGGGAAGUGGACCAGGAUGAUGAAGAAAACUCAGAAGAGGAUGAAAUGGAUUCUGGAACGAUGGUUCGAGCAGUGGGUGAUGAGAUGGGCACUGUCCGAGUAGCCAGCACCAUGAGUGAUGGAGCCAAUACCAUGAUUGAGCAUGAUGACACGUUGCCAUCACAGCUUGGCACCAUGGUGAUCAAUGCGGAGGAUGAGGAAGAGGAAGGGACUAUGAAAAGUAAGGCUUUGAUGAGGUACACUAACUUCUCAGACAAUGCAUACACAUUCCAGAGAACACUUGUUCACAUAGUCCACAUAGGCUCAGUCUUGAGUCCACUCUUCUGUUGCCACAACCAAAGUAGGUUUUAUAUCAGAGGGCUGUGCAGGGCAGGAGGUGGGAAGGGGUAGAGUAAGUGUUUGGAGUCAGAGGCAAGAAAGUGCCAGCAAUGAGAAGGGAUUUUGCUUUUCAACCCACCAGCAUUCUUUCAUUGAAUGUUGUCAUUGAAAGCAGAUUUAUACGUUAUUUUGAUGCAUAAUUCAUCCCAAGGUAUAAUGAAAUUCUAAGUACAGUAUAUAUCUUCAGUUCAUUUUCGUAAUAGUUUGGCUAUCUAACCAAGGUUUGCCAAACACUCAGUCAAGGAUGACUGUACAAAUUUAAAAAAAAUUCUGUCAAGUGCCUUCAGAAGUGUCCAUCUUGCUGCUGCUGCUGCUUUUUUUUUUUUGAGAUGGGGAUCUCACUUUGUUGCCCAGGGUAGCCCUGAAUUCCUAUUCUCAAGUGAUCUUCCGGUUUCAGCCUCCCAAGUAGCGGGGACUUCAGGUACCUCUCACUGUGUCUAGCUCUCUGCUUUUUUUUAAUCUAUGAGACCCUUUUUGCCUUUGAUGAGAAGUGAUACCUUAGGGUAACAUGCUCUUCUCUACUUUUUAGCUAUUGCCUCUCCUUACUCUGAGCAUUAUAGACUAGCUCUCAGAGAAAAGCAAUUAGAAGUAAAAAUGAUAAUGAUUGAGUUGUAUAGGUCCAGUUUACCUUAAAUCUGCAUAGGUUUAAAGCCCAAAGUCUUCUGUAUAUAUAUUUUAAAUUCUUUAUAUUUUUGCAGUGCUAGGGCUCUAACCCAGGUCCUUGCUCAUUCUAAGGAAAUGUUCCACCACUGAACUAUAUCCCCAGGUCCCCUUUCUAAAAUUUAAAAGCCUUUCCUGUAAACCAUGGAUCAGCAAGCUAUGGUCCACAAGCCAAAUCUGGCCUGGUAAUUUUGGUAAUAAAGUUUAUUGGAACAUAGAUAUGGCCAUUUACUUACAUGUUGUCUAUGGCUGUUUCGCUGCUAAAAAGGCAGAGUUGGGUAUUUGUAAGAGAGACAUCUGGCUCCUAAAAUAUUUGCUGUCUGACCCUUUUCACACUGAAAAAGAUUACUAGUCUCAGCUCUAGACCCUUUGCUUUGUGAUUAAUUCAUUCAAUAAAUUUUUCUUUUUUGCCUGUUGUUUCCUGAGUAGUUUGCUAAGUGUCAAGAACAGCAAGGAAUGAAGAAACAGCCCUUGCCCAAAGGAGCUGAUUAUCUAGUCUGGGGGAAAGACCACUAAUUAUAGUUCAGUGUAUGAAAUGAGUUCUAACAUAGGAGUAAUCUGAGGGUGCUGUUAGAGCAGAGUGGAAGAGUAUUUCAUUUAGACUGGGGUUUCUGGAGGAAAAAAGCAGUGAAGCUGGCAGCAUGCAGGGUGGGCAGAGGUGUUCCUGCAGAGGAAGUAGCGUGCACAAGGUCCUGGGCAAGAGGAUUGAGUUUAAGGAGCUGAGUGGCUUAUUGUGGCUAAAAUGGACAGUUAUAGGGCAAGGUUCUCAGGUGACUCCUGUAAUCUCCAUUUUUCAGGUCAUAGUCUGUGUAUUUUUAAUCAAUCUCUUGUUUUCAAAGGAAAAUAUUUUCUAUUUUGUGGCUCCGGUUUGUUGUCUGUUUGGCUUCUGAUCAGAAUUACAUAUAUGAUGAAGGGAUGAUAAUAAUGUGGAUAAAACUUUUCUGGAAUGUAAUGUGUAUCAAGAAUUUAAAAAGUUCAGACCUUUGAUUCAGUAAAUUCCAUGUCUGGGAAUCUGGUCUAAGAAAAUAAAUGAAUAUAUAGACAAUUAUAUUCAAGAGUAUUCCAAAACAUUGUACUUAAAAGUAUAAAAAAAAGACUGGAUUCAUUUAAAUGGUCAGUAGCAGAUGAUUGGUCAGAUUAAUUAUGGUGCAUCCAUAGGAUAGAAUACUGUAUAUACAAAAAUAUUAAAAAUCCUGUUUUGAGAAACACUUAGUGAAUUGGGGAAAUAUUUGUUGAGUGAAAGAAAAAGGAAUGAAUAUUACAG
Castor canadensis (American beaver) is the source of this 7942-nucleotide messenger RNA. NCBI's taxonomy places the organism in Eukaryota, Metazoa, Chordata, Mammalia, Rodentia, Castoridae. The record is from RefSeq and is a predicted model, not a curated record.